This is a messenger RNA of Closterium sp. NIES-67, 2685 nucleotides long. NCBI's taxonomy places the organism in Eukaryota, Viridiplantae, Streptophyta, Zygnematophyceae, Desmidiales, Closteriaceae. The record is from the annotation of a GenBank genome assembly.
UAGUUCUUCAAUCGUCAUUCCGCGUCCGACAUAUUUCACGUGCCGACUGAGCCGAGAUACCUAUUUUCUGGCUGCCAGAUUGUUCUUGACGUGCAUUGCAUCCUGAUCAGGUCGAGAAUCUUCGAGCAUUGUAGAUAAGAGUUCUUACCAAUGUCGGUCGCAGUCUCGUAGCACUAGCUUCUCCGAUGUUACAGGGCUCAUGAAAUUGAGCACCAAUGGCGGUCGCAGUCUCGUAACGUUAGCUUCACCAAGCAGGCUUCCGCCAAGGACCCUGUUUUAGAAUCAUGUCUUGGUAACUUCGCGCGGUUUUUGAGGCGCCUCAAAAUUCGCGCGGUUAGAAUUCCUCAUUUUUAGCGUGUUGACAGGCUCUUUCAAGCCAGCACAAUCCUCGUUUCCUUGUACAUAUUCCCUUACGCCAUUUGUUAUUUAUUUUUUUCGGACGUCUCGGAUUCGCGAACUAACGCAUCGUACUAUAACGCGGCCAUGAGCGCGGGACCGUCCGCUGCUCCUCCAGCAACAGUUACCAAUUCCAACGCAUCCAGCCACAAAAUGUCAGCGAUGGGAUUCGAACAGCGUCUCAGGCUGAUGUGUGCGCGCGCACGGCAGAUUGACGACGAGGCGGGGACGGGCCUGUCUGAGAGCGAAAGGCAGCACUGCCUGGAGGAGCAGAGGGAGGAGAUCGAAGCCCUCCAGUCCAUUUUCGAUACCGACUUUGAAGCCAUCUGGCUAGCAUCGUCCGCCACCUCCUCCCCGCCCUCCCCCACUUCCACUUUCGCCGCCUCUGCUUCCCAAGGUGCCUCCUCCUCCUCCUCCUCCCAUGACUCCCCUCCGUCACCAACAGCGAGUUUCACAACCGCGCCUUACAACAGUUUCCUGAUUGACAUUCGCAUUGCCAUGCCCUCGCCCCUUUUGGUCGUCUCCUCCCCUCCCACUGCCACCUCCUCCCUCUCUUCCACCCCUUCCUCCUCCUCCUCCACCACCACCACCACCUCCUCCUCCUCCUCCUCCUCCUCCUCCUCCUCCUCCUCCUCCUCCUCCUCCUCCUCCUCCUCCUCCUCCUCCUCCUCCUCCUCCUCCUCCUCCUCCUCCCCCCAACCCUCCACCUCCACCACAUCCGCCUCUCGCCAGCCCCCCUCCCUCCUCCUUUCCUCAUCUCCCACCUCCCCCUCUCCGCCUCCUCUGUCUCCUCCCCCACUCCUACCCCUCCGCCUCCCCUCCCCUCUUCGCUCUUCUCUCGUCCUGGCUCUCCCACGCCCAGCUGGCACGCCUCUGCGCCCAGCUGGACGCCACGUGGCAGCAGCAGAGUGGCCUGGUCGUGGUGUACACGUGGGCAGCAUGGCUGGGGGAGGAGGCUCUUGUGUGCCUUGGGAUUGGUCAGGAGCUGCGACUGCUGGGUGGAGGGGGGUGGGGGGAAGUGGGGGGGAAGGGGACAGAAAGGGAGGAGAGCGGCAGAAGAAGAAGAGUAAGGACGAGGCGACAUGCCCAUGCCAGGACGCACCAGCUGCCUACUGCAGGGCAGUGCCCGAGGGCAUGUCUCUGCACGACGACCUGGCGCUGCUGAGGCGGUGGAGCAAGGAGAUGGACGACCGCCACUUCCGCGCCUCACUGCACGCCUGCGCCAUCUGCUUCUCGCAGAAGCCUGGGUUGGAGUGCGUGCGCCCGGCCUGCAACCACGCGUUUUGCACCGCUUGCAUGAGCGCGUUUGCUGAGGCGCUAGUGGGGGAGGGGAACCUCCAGGCGCUCAAGUGCCCUGACACCAAGUGCCGAGCACCUCUGUCCUAUGACCUGCUGCGUUCGCUGCUCCCACAUGAACUCUUCACUCGCUGGGAGCAGCUGACCCUGCAGCGCUCCCUGGACGCCAUGCCCGACGUGGUCUUCUGCCCGCGCUGCAGCCAGCCAUGUGUGGAGGACCCCUCCGACCACCACGCGCUGUGCCCCGGGUGCUUCUUCUCCUUCUGCGGCAUGUGCCGUGAGGGAUUCCACCGAGGAAAGACCUGUGUGACUCCGGAGCUGGCCCUUAAACUCAUGAAGCUGCGGCAGCAGGAGCGAACACUGGCGGAAGAAGAGCUCAGGAAGCAGAAGGAUCUCGAGCAACAAGUACUCAGUCUUAAGCUGGUGGAGGAGGAGAGUGUGCCGUGCCCCGUGUGCAGCACGUCCAUCAGCAAGAGCGAGGGGUGCAACAAGAUGAUCUGCCCCACCUGCGGCACCUACUUCUGCUACCGCUGCCACGAGCGCAUCUCUGGUUACGACCACUUCACCAACGGCACGUGUGUGCUGUUUGAGGCUGCGGAGAUCGAUCAGUGGGAGAUGCAGAUGGCAGCCAUGGGUGCGGCAAACAACCAGCACCAUCGACCCCCGCCUCCUCUUGGGGCGGAUGGCAGACCAUUGCCUGCAAGACGCUGUCCAAAUUGCCGCCAAUUCAACCAUAAGGAGGCGCGAAAUAAUGACAUGCAUUGUUGGAGUUGCCGCACACGCUUCUGCGGCAUGUGUAACCAGGUCAUGAGAAAUGUGUAUCAUUUUCGACCAAAUGGAUGUCGCCAACACACGGAUGAUUAGCCAACCAUGGGGUUUAACUUUUAGGUCAGCAUGCUGACUAUUCUGGGAUAGAAGAGAUGCAAGUGGAUUUUUGCAUGUAUAUUAUGGAUGUAUGCUCCCUCAUUGUUUACUGGCUUUUCUCGUCAUAUU